Molecule: messenger RNA, 537 nt
Organism: Acanthosepion pharaonis
Lineage: Eukaryota; Metazoa; Mollusca; Cephalopoda; Sepiida; Sepiidae
Source: the annotation of a GenBank genome assembly
AUGUGCUUUUUUUCUUUUACUGUAAUUCAGGAAGAUUAUGUAACGUCUAUGUUACAAAGUAAGCGAAUCGAUAUUAGAAUACACAUAUAUUUCUGUGAACCAGAAUCACAGUCAAAUUAUCUGUGUAAUUUUGUUAGCAUUUACAAAUCUCUCUUUCUCCCUUUCUCUCUCUCUCUUUCUCCCUUUCUCUCUCUUUCUCCCUUUCGCUCUCUCUUUCUCCCUUUCUCUCUCUCUUUCUGCCUUUCUCUCUCUUUCUCCCUUUCUCUCUCUUUCUCACUUUCUCUCUCUCUUCCUCCCUUCCUCCCUUUCUCACUCUUUCUCUCCCUUUCUCUCUCUCUCUUUCUCUCCCUUUCUCUCUCUCUCUUUCUCUCUCUCUCUCUCUCUCACACACACACACACACACACACACUUCUAUCUGCCGUGCACGUUUGCAAUUAUGUGAUGGUUAACGUGAUGAAGACAAUGCAGUUGAAAACGAGUUUGUCAGAAAAGCGUGUCUUAUUAAACGCGGAAGAAAAGCUUCCCAUUAUUAGUUGA